Messenger RNA from Quercus robur (English oak), 1454 nucleotides. RefSeq names its product ankyrin repeat-containing protein BDA1-like. The record is from RefSeq and is a predicted model, not a curated record. The transcript has 3 exons. Bases 123 to 1181 code for a protein of 352 amino acids. Gene Ontology annotation, molecular function: protein binding. Lineage: Eukaryota; Viridiplantae; Streptophyta; Magnoliopsida; Fagales; Fagaceae.
UUGGAUCCUGAUGGGUUGUCUCCGCUCUCUUUAUAUAUAUCUCCUCGUUUGCUUUCUUCUCCAAUCACACUUAACACUAGAGAAAGAGUUUGUUCAUCAAAAACAUUAGAGAAGAGAGAGAAAUGGAUAUGAGGUCAGAAAAAUGUGAUACAAUAAUGGAAAUAAGGUCUGGAGGAGAUGAUACAAUAGAACUCUACAACGCUUCAGCAAGAGGGUGUACGACCACAUUGAAUUUACUGAUCCACAAAGACUCGCAUAUCCUUAAUAAAGUUUCUUUGUCCUCUUUUAGUGAAACCCCAUUACACGUAUCAGCCUUGCUUGGCCACUUCGAUUUCACUAGAGCCCUUUUGGAUCUAAAACCUGAAUGGGCUGCUAAGUUAGACUCCCAAAAACGUUGCCCCCUUCACUUGGCUUCUGCCGAGGGCCACAUAAAGAUUAUUCAAUCAUUGUUAAAUGAAAACAAUGAUACUUGCAUGGUUCAAGAUCAAGACGGAAGAAUCCCUCUCCACUAUGCAGCCAUGAGAGGACAAAUUGAGGUCAUGAGGGAGUUGAUCUCAGCACGGCCUAAGUCAACUCAAGUUAUGGUCAACAAGGUAGAGACUGUUAUGCAUUUGUGUGUUAAGUACAAUCAAUUGGAUGCUCUAAAACUAUUGGUGGAUUCAUUGAGCAUUAAUGAGGACUCUCUUAUCAAUUCCCAAGAUCACGAUGGGGGCAAUACCAUCUUGCAUUUAGCUGUGAUGCUAAAGCAAACUGAGAUGGUAGAAUACUUACUUUCAGUACCAAAAGUGAAAGAAGGAUCAGAUAUACAGAAUCGAAUUGGCCUAACAGCCUUAGAAGUCUUAGAGCACUGUUCAAAAGACUUUAAAAGCUUUAACAUUCAAAAAAUGUUAAUGAAUGCUAGUGUUGAAAGAGCAAAGAACCAAAAUAUUCUCUCACCAACUGCUAUGUCGUCUCACCCUAAAUCUACAACACCAGCACGGUCAAGCAAGAAAAGGUUGGACAAAUUGUUAAGCUACUUAGGAUUUCAUGUUGAUAUGAUUGAUGAGACACGUGGUGCACUAAUGGUGGUGGCUACUGUAAUAACAUCUAUCACUUUCCAAUCUGGAGUUGGAGGCUCGCAAGCUCUGUAUGCAAGAACAAGGUGUAUACGAAAAUUCAUUUCUACAUGUGGAAUGCGCUAACAAGUUGGACAAGCAGGAUUUGGCUGACUCGUAUUAUCUAAGAUGGGAAACUACAAUUGCUACUAGCAACUGUGAAACGGCAGGAGGCAGAGAUGGUAUCAUAAUAUAUUAGCUACAAUCCAAGUUAAGAAUGUCUUUUGUUUCCUUCUUUGUUUUCGUUUCUUUUCGUUCCUUUCUGCAUCUUGUUUGAUUGAAAAUUCAAACUAAUAUAUUUACCUAUCAUUGUAAAAAGAGUGGUAAUUAAUGAAAUGACUAAUGGAUUUGGCUAGUUUA